UAUAUCUACUUUUAUCAACCACAAGCGUCGUGGCUUUAUACGGGAUGAGCUGUUUUGUUUAUAGUGGACUAACACUGGACUUGGCCGAAUUUUGAUCUUUGAAGUCCGCCCUAGAUUCCUGUUGUUUUCCAGGGUCCGGGGCCAAUAAUUGGGCUUUUGUCAUUUUCUCAUUUUCAUUGAUCGAACUUGCUACGCCAUACACUAUUGAGAAAGUCGGUGUAGAUCAUUGUCAUUGUAUAUCAUUGUCAUUGUGGAAAAUUGUCAUUGUGUGACUAACCAAUUCUAUGUCUAAUGUUACAUCCAUUUCAUUGUUUAAACACUUGCUUACCCUAUAAUUGUUCAUAUCAUUGUUCAGUUGAUCAUUUGAUUUAUAUAUUAAGCCAUGACAAACGUACACUGCCAAACAGUCUUUGUGAUUUAUUGUGUCGACAUAAUACGUUUUCCAUCUAGAUUUUAUUUUCUUAAUUGAAACACGCUUCUAGUUUUUAUGAAUAUCUCUGUUUAUUACCAUGUGCCCUUCCAACCUGGACACUGUUUAGUUUGUGCAAACACGCCGAAUACAGCAUGCAAUACCUGUGUUUUAAUAGUCAAGGCUGCUAACGAGAACUUGUGUGUUUUUCUGAAUGAAAGUUGUUGACAACGGCAUGGUGUCUAUUACGAAAAACCGUUGUGAACUUUGCAAAGCUUUGGAAGGAAAACUUUAAGGCCAAAUAAGGUAAAUAACCGUUAAACAGUUUGAGUUUAUAUGUAUUCCAGUAGCAAUUGCUAUGUUGAAUCAAUUUUUACAGGUGCAUUUACUUCGAAUGAUGUUGAACUUUAUUAAUGCGUAUUAAACUUCCCGUAUUUUGUUUUCUGGCCAGAGUCAUGUACAGUUGCCAAUUGUUGGUUGUAGAAAAUAACUACAGUACAGAUAUCUGAUACCCUCGUAACAUGUAACCGUAUACAUUGUAUCUGUUACUCAGAAAAAAGAAGACAAUUUAAUUUUCACGAUUUCAAAAAUUAUGUUUAGAUUACAUGUACUGUAUUAUGUAUUGACACAUAAAAUGUAUUAGGUUUGUCCCUAGUACUGGGGAAUCCUACAGGUAUUUAAAUGGCAAAUACGCAAUGAGUAUAAAUAUGAAUGAAGGUCAGUUCUACCGCACGAGUGCUGGCACGGAGCUCCGAUUAGGGAAAAUUCCCGCUUCGGUGCAACGCCCUCUUUAAUGCGCAUCUGUCUAAACAAGGCAUACGAUUAUUUGCUUCAUGAUGACAUAUCUUGAAAAUUUAGUUUAACCCAUUUUAAUUGCAACAAGAGGCCGAAGUUCAGGCAAGAUUUCCCUAAUCACUUUGUGUGAUACAGGUCUGAGAUUCGGGAGAGGCGUCAGUCUAAAUAUCCAACAUCCACGAAUCUCACUGAGGUUACCUUUCACCGGCGUCUCCUCUCCAUAUGGGUGAAAAGUUCUUGAGAGGGACUUUAUAUAAUAUACAAUUAAUAUGUAUCUGUGUGCGUAUAUUGACACAUUACAUUUACUAUUAAUAAUUAUAUACAUUUCUCACUGACGUUACAAUGUACCUUGUACCUUAAAGGAGAAGGCUUAAAUAGGGACUGUCUGUUUCCUAAUCCUUAUUAUAUUUCACAUGAUAAAUUAUUCUUUUAUCAAACAAAAUAUGACCGUCAUGUUUCAUGACUGAAGAAUCAUCUAAUCUGAAUAAUGGUAAGAAUCAAUUUUUAAUCGAAAUCUGUUGAUGAUGACGCCACAAUCCUUUGUUACAUAGCAGUUAUGUGGAUGGGAAAUAAAGUAUGCAAUUAUGUGCUACAAGAAGAAGCAAAUUAUAUGUAAAUAAUAUUUUUUAAAAAACACCUAAAAAUCUUAUGUAAAUAUUUUUUUAAUUUUUUUUUUUUACAGAAUUCUCACAUAAAUAAAUCAAUAAAUGCACAGAUAAAUGAGUAAAUAAAUAAGAAUAGCAACAAAAAUUUAUCUGUUAAAUUCCAUAAAACGAUAUGACAACAAAGUGCAAUGCUCAUAGCAGAAAAAUACGCAUUAUCCAGCUAUCGAGAAACCACAGCAACAAAAUCAUUAAUCAAUCAAUAAUGUUAACGAAUUCUUAGUGGGACAAUGUCCGCUAGUAACACGGGACACAAAGAAAUUAAUGCAUAGAUAAAUAUACCUAUAAACUGAUCAGGACAUGAGCAGAACACAAUAAAACUGUACAGCACGGUGAUUGAUACCCCCGGCAUUCGUGCUGCUAAGUAUGAAGGAACAGGACGAUGUCGGCUGGGAACUUUGAGUUGGUGCUGUUUUGAAUUUACCUGUGUAUCGAUUUCUUCCUUGAUGACUGGGAAUCACCUAUGUAACAGUGACGUAAGAAAUGGCGACAAGAUGCAUGUGCUGGAUAGAUGGACCAUGACCUGAUUCUGUGAGACGUGUCGGUGAUGGAAUGCUGCGGAGGAGGGAGUCGUGUGACCCCAUACUCGGGGCCUGGGAGCGGUUCUUCGGAGUUUUCCGGUCCGCUACAGAAGAGAUCUUGCGGUGAUGUGAUGUGCCUGCUGGUAUUCUUGGCGGUCCUUGGGGGCACGGGAUUCGGGGGUUACUUGGGCGUCCGCCUUGGGGACCCGAACAGACUUGUCUAUGGUGUAGAUAGCUGGGGGAACGUCUGUAGCAAACAAAACGGACGAAUUGACGGCGUGCUGAAGUCAGGGAAGGACUGCACUAACCUCAGGAACCUUUUCUUCUACGAUAAAACAAUAUUUGCAAAUCACAUUCCUGGUGCACACAUUUCCGUUGAUACCACAGCACUUUGUGUCCACACCUGUCCAACUCAGCCCUUAAACAGUGUGGCAGAUCUAAAGAGUUUCUUCAACUCGACGGGUUCCAAUUUGUGUUGGUAUGAUGUGCCAAUGGAAUCGUAUUUUGACGGGAAUUCUAAUGGGAUCGACAGUUGCCCCAAUUUGCCGAUAGAAACACAUGAAUCCAUUCUAUUUCGUUGUAUACCAGAGUCUUUCAAUCAACCGUUUGAGAUUUUGACAGGUGCCAUCAACAAUAUUCUCAACAAUAUAGACCCAAACUUUACUGAGAAAUGCGUUUCCGAUCUGGAGAAGACAUGGCGGGAGAUUUGUUAUUUGUCAGCUACUGCACUGGGUGUAUCGCUAGCUAUUGCAGUUCUGUUGCGAUAUAUCGCCAGCAUCGUGAUCUGGGUAAUGGUGUUCUUACUUGGACUUGGCAGUAUGGUCGGCGCUGCUCUCUGUUGGUACCAUUACUAUGAAUUGAAAGGAAGCUCACUUUAUGAGGAAGAAGAGAGGAACUGGUUGAUUGGCUCCAUUUCCGCUACUGUUGUCAUGGUAAUCGUGAUGCUGAUUCUGUUGGUCUUGAGGAAGAGGAUUGGUCUGGUUGUACAGUUAUUCAGGGAAGCAGGUCACGUGGUUUCUAGUAUCCCAUUUCUGCUGAUUCAGCCCCUAUGGACACUACUCCUGUUUCUGGGAACUCUUGUUCUGCUGUCUUACAUCUUCUUGGGAAUGGAAUCUGCCGGUCAUCCGAGCAUAUCGAAUGCUACUGGAUUCGUGUCUUUCACGGAAGAUGAAACAGUCAAGAUUCUAAAAUGGUAUCAUAUCUUUGCCGGAGUCUGGAUUCUACAAUUCAUUUUUGCCUGUGAGAAAAUCGUCAUCUCUGGUGCCGUGGCCAUCUGGUAUUUUCAACGAGAUUCCGGGAUGCCGGUUUUCCCCAUUCUACUGUCCAUCAAGCGACUUGUGAGAUACCACCUUGGAUCCGCCGCCUUUGGGUCAUUCAUCAUCACGCUCCUCGUCCUCGUGAACUGGAUCCUAGGAUUCAUACAUCGGCGAGUCAAGAGCAGUUCUGGAUCGGUUGGAGAUUUUCUGAUGAAAUGUCUUCGUUGCUGCUUCUGGUGUUUUGAAAAUGCCAUUAAAUUCAUCAACAGCAACGCCUACAUCGAGAUAGCCAUACAGGGGGGAAAUUUCUGUGUGUCCGCUAAGCGCGCCUUGAAGAUCAUUGUGUCUAACUCACUCCGACUGGCCGCCAUAAAUUCUAUCGGCGACUUUACGUUGUUUCUUGGAAAGGCGGGAACAGUGGCCGUGGUUGCGGUCGUUGGCAUGGAGAUGUUGGCAACGAGAUCUGACGUCAUUUUCGCCUGGUUACCUAUCACGUUGUCUUGUGUGAUAGCCUUCAUCAUCGCCAGCUGUUUGAUUGGAGUAUACGAGCUAUGCAUCGACACGAUUUUCAUUUGUUUCUGUGAGGACUGUGAUAGAAAUGAUGGUGUGAAGAGGCCGUAUAAUAUGAGCACCGGGCUCCUGAAAUUUGUCAGUGAAUCACAUGGAGCUAAGAAUAUGGAAUUCAGCGAUAUGCCUAAAACACCGACGUCACGUGCUAAAUGACGUCACCGUUACGCCUUAGCAAUACCACCUGGUGUGAUAUAUGUAAUUUCAAACACCAUAUGCCUUGAUAUAGGUUUUACAGCAGCGCUUUCAGGCAGUCAGCGUUGGGAACGGCAUACGACAUAUAGAACCGUGCCAAUUCGUAGCUCUAUAUUGGAAUAUUUGACCUUUUGAUUUUUGACAAUGCAAUAUUUUUACCAUAUUUACCAGUAUUAUAUACGUGUGGAGUGCCAUUUGUUUGUUGAUUUAUUUGUCCUUUGUUCUGCUUUGCUUAUGAUGUUUGUUAUGUCAGUAAUUAUGCUCAAAUUAAAGCAUGUAAUUAUA
This is a messenger RNA of Ostrea edulis (European flat oyster), 4690 nucleotides long. RefSeq names its product choline transporter-like protein 1. The record is from RefSeq and is a predicted model, not a curated record. Lineage: Eukaryota; Metazoa; Mollusca; Bivalvia; Ostreida; Ostreidae. The coding region runs from base 2414 to 4366 and encodes 650 amino acids. Gene Ontology annotation, molecular function: transmembrane transporter activity. Gene Ontology annotation, biological process: transmembrane transport. Gene Ontology annotation, cellular component: membrane. The transcript is spliced from 19 exons.